CCUCCCCUACCGCCGGGCCGGAACUGACUGACGUUGGACCGCAGCCUCUUUUGCUUUGAGUCACUGUUCUCCAUUUUCUUGCUCCCGAGCGGUAACUGUAGGCAAGAAGAGAAAACAUCAACUGCAGAAAAAAUGAAUGAAGAAUACGAUGUCAUCGUGCUGGGGACCGGACUCACGGAAUGCAUCCUGUCUGGUAUCAUGUCGGUGAAGGGCAAGAAGGUGCUGCACAUGGACCGGAACUCGUACUACGGUGCGGAGAGUGCUUCCAUCACCCCGCUGGAGGAUCUGUACAAGCGCUUCAGUAUCCCAGGAAGCCCCCCUGAAUCCAUGGGGAAGGGUCGGGACUGGAACGUGGACCUCAUCCCCAAGUUUCUCAUGGCUAAUGGUCAGCUGGUGCGAAUGCUGCUGAUAACACAGGUGACGCGGUACCUGGACUUCAAGGUCAUCGAGGGCAGCUUUGUCUAUAAGAAGGGUAGCAUCUACAAGGUGCCCUCCACCGAGGCGGAAGCACUGGCCUCCAGUCUGAUGGGGCUCUUUGAGAAGCGGAGGUUCAGGAAGUUCUUGGUGUUUGUUGCCAAUUUCGAUGAAAGUGAUCCCAAAACAAUGGAGGGUGUCGACCCAGCGAAGAUGACCAUGCGAGAUGUUUAUAAGAAGUUUGACCUGGGUCAGGAUGUCAUUGACUUCACUGGCCAUUCCCUGGCCCUCUACAGGACAGAUGACUAUCUGGACCAGCCGUGCCUAGACACAAUAAACAGGAUCAAGCUGUACAGUGAAUCCCUGGCCAGAUACGGCAAGAGCCCAUACCUGUACCCACUUUAUGGCCUGGGGGAGCUGCCCCAGGGCUUUGCCAGACUAAGUGCCAUUUAUGGAGGGACCUACAUGUUGAACAAGCCCAUAGAGGAGAUUGUCAUGGAGAAUGGGCGGGUUGUGGGCGUGAAGUCUGAGGGCGAGAUCGCUCGCUGUAAGCAACUGAUUUGCGACCCGAGCUACAUUAUGGACAAAGUGAGUAAGGUGGGUCAGGUGAUCCGUGUCAUCUGCAUCAUGAACCACCCCAUUAAGAAUACCAGCGAUGCCAACUCCUGCCAGAUCAUCAUUCCCCAGAACCAAGUCAACAGGAAGCAUGAUAUCUACGUGUGCAUGAUCUCCUAUGCUCACAACGUGGCCGCACAGGGAAAGUACGUGGCCAUAGUCAGCACCACAGUGGAGACUGGAGAUCCUGAGAAGGAGAUCAAACCAGCCCUGGACCUUCUGGAGCCUGUGGAGCAGAAGUUUGUGAGCAUCAGUGAUCAGUAUAAGCCAACUGACAUGGGUGCAGAAAGCCAGGUCUUCAUCUCCCGUACAUAUGAUGCCACCACACACUUUGAGACAACCUGUGACGACAUCAAGGACAUCUACAAGCGCAUGACGGGCACAGAAUUCGACUUUGCCGAAAUGGAACGCAAGAAGAACGACAUCUUUGGCGACGCUGGUGACCAGUAGUGGAAUUGAGCUCUCGCCCAAUUUAGCAGAUAUCUAAAACGCGAUCUUACACAGUGCUGGCUCAUGAUCCACGUAUAUGUUUUGCCCAUUAUGAAAGCUGAGGAUGUUGGUAUUCUUUAUAUCUGGGCUGGGGGCUGCUUUUUGUAAUUACACUUUGACAAGCAUCGGGCUGCCGUUGUAAAUGCCCAGUCUUUCUUUUCCAGCAUAAUGUAACCAUUUUUUUUCCCCCAGGAAAAAAUGUUCUGUCAAUAUGCCAAAAUGAUUAGUUUUACCCAAAUGGUUAUGAAGAGGAUUAUUCAGCACUAAUAAAUAGUAUUUUUACAUUUGGUAAAUUCUGUACAAAACAAAAGUGGCCAGGUGUAUACAUGAAGGUGCGGGGGGGUAAUUUUGAGGAAAUCUAUUUGGGAGCUUCACCAAUACUAUGAAGAAAUGAGGCAGAAUUGUUAGCCCUCCGUGUUUUUGCUGCCCAGAGCCGUGCUGAAGGUGCUGGCCAUAAAAUGGAAGAGUAACACUGAAGCUGCUCGUAGAUGUGGGAGCAGGGGAGAGGGGGGGGGGGGCUGGCUGGGCAAGCAGCUUCUGCAGCUUUCAACCAAGGACCAAACUGUUGCAGUCAGUCCUGUAUGAGCCCUUAAUAUGAAAAUAAAUGACAAAUGUAAUAGGUGGAAACCUUGGCCUGUUAAAAUGUUUCUUUGCAUUUAGCCUUUUUAGCCUGUAGGCAACUGGAGUCUGAGUUUGCUAAUCACGUUUCCCUCAAGUCAGCCUUGCUAUGUUCUCUGUACAGUAUUUACUGCUGGUCUUAACUGUAAAACACUUUUAUUAGUUUAGGAAAAAAAUUUACAAAAGUCAGAUCUGUUCUACAAAGACUAACUUCUGACAACCCAGAAAAUAGACCUCUGAAAUGUCACAAUAAGACUUCUUGUAUUUCACUAAGUUGAACGUGGAGGCCCCUUCUCUGUCCUGAGGCAUACAAGCAGUAUACAAAAACAAAUACAUCUGUAAAUAUAUAGAACAACUUGCAGAGGAGUAGCAAAAUCAUGUGCUGAUGUUGUUCUGCCAUCCACACAGAACCUAACCCUGAAUUAUACAACUUUAAACUGCUUUACGCACAAGGAGCUUAAUGCUGAUGAGAAGUCAUUUGUAUUCACACCGACAGGUGGUGUGGUUGUGCCAGAAAGAUUGGAAAAAUAACCCUUUUUAACUUUUCCAUCAGGAAAGAGGUCAUCACCAAGCGAUAAAUAUGUCUGAAAUAUGUACAUAUUGACAUGACUGUAUGCCAUCCUGUGACAGCCUACCCAAUAUUAAAUUCUUGCUGCAAAACUAUUCACAAAACUCUGCAAGUGUUGAGAUUCUCCUAGAAAUUCGUAGAAAGGUGUCGAUGUCCAUCGCAAAAAUCCCGUAGUUCUCAAAAUUAUCAUCUGGUACAUCUGCAAAGAGGAGAAAAAAAGUGGAGCGGUCACCCAACCCAGCUGGAUUCUUCCACCACUAGGUGGUGCACUCCUGCAGUGAGGCCCAUACAGGCUAAUGUGUUCCAUGUACCUCAGAGGUCGGAACUCAGAACUGGGAAUGACGCCACACACAAGUUAAUAGCAUUCCAGUACAGCAAGUCAGAAAGCCAUUUAGCGAUACCAGAUACCCGUUUCAAAAAGCAAGAUUUCUUACGGAUAACUUUUGUUCACUUACAUUUAACCCAGACUACCUUAAAUCUGACAAGUUUUCCAGCUGAGCAAGAAGUCCUACUUCCUGAAACAGUCCCUGGUUCUAGCCUGGUUAAUUGCUAGCCAUUGUUAGCAGUAUCAUUUGAUAAAAACAUGUAUUUUGUGCAUAAACAUACUGUAGUAAUAUGUCCACAGAUAGCAGUUGGAUAAUCCUAUGUGUACAACUGAUUUAAUGAACCACAAAUAAGACGUACGUGCUAAUAAAUGGUGCAAAACUA
This is a messenger RNA of Paramormyrops kingsleyae, 3412 nucleotides long. RefSeq names its product GDP dissociation inhibitor 2 (gene gdi2). Lineage: Eukaryota; Metazoa; Chordata; Actinopteri; Osteoglossiformes; Mormyridae. Gene Ontology annotation, molecular function: Rab GDP-dissociation inhibitor activity. Gene Ontology annotation, cellular component: cytoplasm. Gene Ontology annotation, biological process: vesicle-mediated transport; protein transport; small GTPase-mediated signal transduction. The record is from RefSeq and is a predicted model, not a curated record.